AUGUCAGACUACGAGGAAGAAGUGGAUGAAAAUCCUAUUGCGGACAUAGAUGAGUACAUAGAGGAUACAAAUGCUAUUGUACCUCCGGUUGUUGGUGCUUCAACUUUCAAAGUGGAACAUGGUCUAAUCCUAAUGCUCAAAGCGGAGGGGUUUUUCAGGAAUUCCACUGAUGAUGAUCCAACACAACACCUUAGGAACUUCUUGGGAGUAUGUGUUAUGCAUAAGCAGAACAAUGUCUCAGAUGAUGCCCUAAGGUUGAGGGUGUUCAAGUACUCACUAGAUGGAGACGCAAGGAGGUGGCUCCAAAACCUGCCACCAAAUUCCAUCCGUUCUUGGCCUGAACUUGACCGAGCAUUUUUAGCUAAAUGGUUCCCACAAAGCAACAAGUCUGAACUUCAGGAUAAAAUUUUCUUCUUCAAGCAACACCCGGGGGAACAUCUACAUGAGGCAUGGGAUCGAUUUAAAUUAUAUUUGGUGAGGUCUCCCAAUCAUGGUUUUCCGGACUCUAUCUUGUUGGAUAAAUUCUACAUGGGUUUGGACCCUAUGAACCAAUCUAUAGCGAAGAAUGCAGCUGACGGAUAUUUUAUGGACAAAUCAUUCGCAAGGGUCACACAAAUACUUGACAAAAUGGCAAAACAUAAUCAAGCUUGGCACUCUGAGGAUACCACAAGUGGAGUUGCAUAUGGUUCUCCUUCCUCGACCAACCUGAUUAAGGAAAAUCAAGAGAGAGAUCAAGUAAUCGCAGGGCUUGCCACAAAUGUCAAUGUGUUGACAAAAAUGUUCACUGAAAGCCAAACAAAGAAGGUGAAUGUGGUGGAGGAUGUGCAACCCAUAUCAAAUGAAGAUUUUGAGGAAGCAAACUACAUCAAAAACUCUCAAGGAGGGUAUCAAAGGCAACAAUACCAAGGUCAAGGACAACAAAAUCAAUGGAGGCCUAACCCGCAAGGGCAAGGGAACAAAAUCCGAAGCAAAAAAGGGACACUUCCAAGUGAUACAAUUGCGAACCCAAAGGGUAGUGGGAGUGGUCCAACUUCUCACAUCAUGGCAAUUACUACUCGGAGUGGGAAGGUACUACAAGGAGAGGGUGAACAAGUGAUUGAAGUAGAUGAGUCCGAACAAGGGGUUGAGGUUGAAGAGCCAAGUGUUGUCGAAGUUGAAAAGAUUCCGGAAGAUUUGCAAGUGCAAAAAGAGAACCGGGAAGAGGUAAAGGAAAAGGUAGAAGAGAUACCAAAAACUCUUCCACCUAUUCCUAGACCUCCUCCUCCAUUCCCUCAAAGACCUGUGAGGAAGUUUGAUGAUAGCAAACUCGAAAAGUUCUACGACAUUCUCAAGCAAUUAUCGGUGAAUAUUCCAUUUGUGGAAACAUUUCAAGAGAUGCGGGGUUUGCUAAAUAUUUGA
Nicotiana attenuata is the source of this 1398-nucleotide messenger RNA. RefSeq lists its product as uncharacterized. Lineage: Eukaryota; Viridiplantae; Streptophyta; Magnoliopsida; Solanales; Solanaceae. The transcript has 2 exons. Bases 1 to 1398 code for a protein of 465 amino acids. The record is from RefSeq and is a predicted model, not a curated record.